Molecule: messenger RNA, 1719 nt
Organism: Saccharomycodes ludwigii
Lineage: Eukaryota; Fungi; Ascomycota; Saccharomycetes; Saccharomycodales; Saccharomycodaceae
Product: MATE family efflux transporter
Exons: 1
Coding region: 1-1719 (572 amino acids)
Biological process (GO): xenobiotic detoxification by transmembrane export across the plasma membrane
Cellular component (GO): membrane
Molecular function (GO): xenobiotic transmembrane transporter activity; antiporter activity
Source: RefSeq, a predicted model, not a curated record
AUGAGUUCCUCACUAGUGCCAACCUAUGGUUCAAUUAAUAAUGAAAACAUCCAGCAGGACGUCGAAUCUAGGACAUUGACUGUUGUUUCUUCUAAUAAGUCAUUAUCCAGAUAUUUAAAGAAAACUAGCAUUCGCAAAGAAAUCAAAUUCGUAAUACUUAAUGCUGUCCCGAUUGUACUCACAUUUUUGAUGCAAUACUCUCUAACAGUAUCAUGUUUAUUCGUUAUUGGUAACCUAUGUAUUGAUCCCGAAACUGGAUCCAGUGCAGAAUAUCUAUCAAGUGCCUCGUUAGCCGUCAUGACCUAUAAUAUCACUGGGCUUGCUGCUAUUGAGGGAAUGGCUACUUCUCUCGAUACCUUUUGUCCGCAAGCGUAUGGUGCAAGCAAAUAUAAAAAGGUUGGUUUGUACACCCAAAGAUGUACCCUGAUGAUCAUGUGUAUUUUAACACCAAUUGUCAUUUCUUGGUGGUUCAGUGCAUCCUGGUUGAAGUUCGUUAUCCCUGAAGCCGAUGGACUAUUGGUAAACGUUCAAACUUAUCUAAGACUUUUAAGUUUUGGUUUGCCAGCGAUUAUUAUGUUUGAAACCGGAAAAAGGUUUGCACAAAGUCAAGGAUACUAUAAAAUCACGACUUUUUCCUUAUCUUUUAUCUUCCCAAUUAAUAUUUUAUUGAUAUACAUUUUUACCAAAAAGUUUGGUUUUAUCGGUGCGCCAUGUGCCAUUGUCAUUUCUGACUGGCUGAUGUUUUUAUCAUUAACGCUAUAUUGUAUCUACGUUAAGCCAGAUACUUUAAAAUGUUGGCCAUCAAUCUUAAAAUAUAAAGAAGAAGAAAAAGAAGAAGAAGAAAGUCUCAGAGUUGACAACGAGAGCAAUGAUAUUUUUGGAACACCUUCGCAGUCCCUAUUAUUUACUGUGGACAGAAACUGUACAAACAACAAAAAAAAAAGACAUCCUAUUUUCCAGCAUUGGUUGCCUAUGUGGAACUUAUCUUUCCCCGGUUUAGUUAUGAUUGAAAGUGAAUAUCUAUCUUUUGAAUUAUUGACUAUAAUGUCCACUUAUUUUGGAGUUGAAGCUAUUGCAGCACAAACUAUCAUCGCAACCAUUGGUACUUUGAUUUAUCAAAUCCCAUUUGCAUUUGGAUGUGUUAUAAGUACAAGAAUAGCGCAUUAUAUUGGUUCAUACUACCAUAUCCAUUGUAAAAAUAGUGAUUACCCCGUUGAUCAAAGUAUAGCAGAAGAAAGCGUAGUAGAACCUAAGUUGGCCGAAUAUAAUGCUAAAACCACCAUUAAAGCCACAUAUAUACUUGCAUUUGGUCUAGGCUUUGUGACCUUUGUUUUGUUAUUUGUUUCAACUGAAAAAUUAGCCAGAUUGUUUACCAAAGAUGAGACGGUAAUUAAAUUAAGUUCUCAUACGCUACCUGUAAUUGCUGUAAACCAAAUACCGUACAGUUUUAAUAUUUUUAGUUCUAGUAUAAUGAGAGGACAGGGUAGGCAAAGCAUUUGUAGUAAAUUAAAUAUUGUCGGCUACUAUGCUAUUGGGUUGCCGUUGAGCUAUAUAUUCGCAUACAAAAUGAAUUUAUAUUUAAGUGGCUUGUGGUUGGGUUGCACUUGUAGUGUGUUGUUUUUGGGUAGCACUCAAAUUUACUAUGUUAUUAAAACUAAUUGGAAAUCAGUUUUUGGUGCCUUUAUUAAAAGAAUGGAGGUUGAAGAUGUGGAAAUAUAA